AUACCAAAAAGAUUUUUUGGCUACAGCUAGCAUCCGAUCAAAUGUUGGUUGGUAAUAAUAUUUUGAUAAUUUUCUUCUUUUGUCAUCGUGUAGUUUGAAGACUUGCGCCUUUCCCAUACGUACUCUACUUCAACGUUGUAAUGGAUAAUUCAAAUAAGAUAGAACAAUGAGAGGAUUAGAACAUGUCUGCCCAUAACUUGGCUUACCAAACUGGACAAGGACUACGAUAUGAUGGAAAAGAACUUCUUCCAAGGCGUAUCAGCAACCAGAAUGUUGUAUAUAGGCUAUUUCAUAGACAGACACAUGCCCCCCGCCCUGGGACUCACUUCCAUCAAGUGCGAUCACUAUACACCAAUGUUUUCCCAAAUUAUACUGUUGUGAAUGUAGAGAAGCCACCAUGCUUUCUUAGAAAGUUUUCACCAGAUGGAAAGUACUUCAUUGCCUUUUCUUCUGACCAAACAUCACUGGAGAUCUACUCUUUUCAGGGGUCUGCUGCUGCAGAAGACUUGCUACAAAAUGUCCAUGGAGAUUUCAUGUCGCUGAACAAUGACCAAGCAUCAGUCAAUAUUCGGUCCAAACUCUUUGGCCGAUUUUUUAAACUGAGACAUAAAACACUCGUCGCUAAAAAUGGAGAACAGUUAAACAGAGAAUGCAGUCUAUUUACAGAUAAUGGGAACUAUGUCAUAGUUGGAUCUGCCAUGAACAUUCCUGAGGACCCUCAUCCUUUAUUUCAUGACAUUUAUCAGAAUAAUGAGUCCAUGUCUCCAAACCACAAAUAUCAACUGGAGGACUAUUCCCUGCAUAUAAUUGACUUGGAGACAGGGAUAUUGUGUGACACACGUCAGUUCAAAUUUGAUAAGAUUUUCCUCUCUCACAAUCAAGGAUUGUACUUGUAUAAGAAUACUCUAGCCAUUUUAUCAGUGCAACAACAGACAAUUCAUAUCUUCCAUGUCACUCCUACGGGAAAGUUUGUGGAUGUUAGAAGCAUUGGAAGAUUUUGUUAUGAAGAUGACCAGCUCUUCUUUAGUCAGGGAAACAAAAGAAAUUCUGGUCAAGUUGUCAGGCCCUAUACUGAGCAGACGAUCAAUUCUCUCAAGCACAGGCUUAUGGUCUUCCUUUUUCACAGGGCACAGGGAGAAGGCACCUCCUAUGCACUCCGCAGAUUUUAUCAAUAUUUUGAUCAGUUCAAAGUGUUAAGAAUGUGGAAGAUGCAGCUUCUUGAUGAAAAUCAUCUGUUGAUCAAAUAUGCUAGUGAAGAUGUUGUAACAUUGAAAUGUCAGGACCCAAACUCCCAACCUUCUUUUUUUGUCGUAUACAAUAUGAUGACAACUGAAGUGCUAGCUGUCUUUGAAAAUACCUCAGAUAAACUCUUAGAACUCUUUGAAAAUUUCUGUGAUUUAUUCAGAAAUGCUACUCUACACAGUGAAUCCCAAUUCCCAUGCUCUGCUUCAAGUAACAUUCAUGCACGUCAAAUUCAGCAGAGAUUUAAACACACCAUUAUUAAUGCUAAAUUUGGAGGCCACACUGAAGCAGUGAAGAGACUUCUGGCUCAACUUCCUAUUAGUUCGCAGUCUUACAGCAGCAGUCCAUAUUUGGACCUAGCUCUCUUCAGCUAUGAUGACAAGUGGGUGUCCAUGAUGGAGAGACCGAAGGCCUGUGGUGAUCACCCAAUCAGGUUCUAUGCCAGAGAUUCAGGUUUGCUGAAGUUUAAGAUCUAUGCAGGAAUGCUGGGUAAAAACCCUUCUCCGACUGCUCGUCGUCUUGUUGCUUUCACAUUUCACCCCAGUGAACCAUUUGCCAUUAGUGUUCAGAGGACCAAUGCAGAAUAUGUGGUCAACUUUCAUGUCAGGCAUUGUUUCUGAAAUGAAAGUCAUAGGCACUUAACAUUUUAAACAUUCCUUGAAUUAGACUUUGAAAAUUCAUAAAUACCUCCAAAAAAAAUAUGUUAGGGAACUUUCAGUUUUUGGUAAUUUGAGACAUCUUUAACUUGGAUGAUGUAGAAAAGGUAUCGGUACAUUUCAAUGUCAGUUUUUAGUUGCGCGUUUAUAUUUGUGACAUAAUAAAUUAUUGAUAUUAAACCGUA
Ostrea edulis (European flat oyster) is the source of this 2083-nucleotide messenger RNA. Its product is annotated as DET1 homolog. The transcript is spliced from 4 exons. Gene Ontology annotation, biological process: protein ubiquitination; positive regulation of proteasomal ubiquitin-dependent protein catabolic process. Gene Ontology annotation, molecular function: ubiquitin-like ligase-substrate adaptor activity; ubiquitin protein ligase binding. Bases 183 to 1862 code for a protein of 559 amino acids. The record is from RefSeq and is a predicted model, not a curated record. Gene Ontology annotation, cellular component: nucleus; cullin-RING ubiquitin ligase complex. NCBI's taxonomy places the organism in Eukaryota, Metazoa, Mollusca, Bivalvia, Ostreida, Ostreidae.